Papilio xuthus (Asian swallowtail) is the source of this 1659-nucleotide messenger RNA. RefSeq names its product beta-1,3-glucan-binding protein-like. Gene Ontology annotation, molecular function: hydrolase activity, hydrolyzing O-glycosyl compounds; carbohydrate binding. NCBI's taxonomy places the organism in Eukaryota, Metazoa, Arthropoda, Insecta, Lepidoptera, Papilionidae. The transcript is spliced from 10 exons. Bases 98 to 1567 code for a protein of 489 amino acids. The record is from RefSeq and is a predicted model, not a curated record. Gene Ontology annotation, biological process: carbohydrate metabolic process.
UAGUCGCUUACUAACCUGUAUACAGUAAAUACGUGCGAUUUUGAUUAGAUUUAAAAAUCAUUUUUUUUCUAGUAUAAGUAAUGAGGACAGUGUAACAAUGGGUUAUUUAGCUAAAUUAUAUAUUUUCGUUUGUUUAUUUAUUGCUAUAAAUUGUUAUGAAGUGCCACCCGCUAAACUAGAAGCGAUUUAUCCUAAAGGAUUACGUGUUUCUGUCCCAGAUGAUGGAUUCAGUCUUUUCGCUUUCCAUGGCAAACUCAACGAGGAGAUGGAAGGUCUUGAAGCGGGGCAAUGGUCUCGUGAUAUAACGAAAGCGAAGAACGGAAGAUGGACGUUCAGAGACAGAGAUACAGCUCUGAAAAUUGGCGAUAAAGUAUAUUUCUGGACAUACGUUAUUAAGAAUGGUCUGGGAUAUAGACAAGAUAAUGGUGAAUGGACCGUUACAGGUUUCGUGGAUGAAGAAGGUAUUCCUGUAAACGAUAAUGGUACACCAAUAGAUGUCACAACACCAAGUCCUGUACCCACUGAUACUAGCAACACAAUCCCCACUGUACAUCCAAUGCCACCAACCAUGCCAACUUGCGAAUUGUCUCCAACAAAGGUGUCGAUGCCAGGAUUCGUUUGUCAAGGUCAAUUACUUUUCGAAGACAACUUUAACGCCAAAAUUGAAAUAGGACAAGUAUGGAAACAUGAAAUUAGAUUUCCAGGAGAACCUGACUACCCAUUUAACGUUUACAUGGCAGAAGAUAAUGUGCGUGUGAACAAUGGACAUCUUUUAAUAUCACCGGUCACAUUGGAAUCUAAAUAUGGUGAAGAUUAUGUCAGGCAAACACUGGAUCUUACAGCCAGGUGCACAGGAGUUCUAGGGUCGAAUGAUUGUCAACGUACAGCAUCUGGUCCUCACAUCCUGCCGCCUGUCAUCACAGCAAAAAUAACGACUAAGAGUAGAUUUAACUUUAAAUACGGCAAAAUAGAAGUGCGCGCAAGAAUGCCGUUCGGACAUUGGUUGAUACCAGAGAUACAACUAGAGCCUCGUGACAAAGUCUAUGGAGUUACCAACUACGCAUCUGGGUUAUUACGAAUUGCCACAACUAAGGGUAAUCUUGAAUCAUCCAAGAUAUUGUACGGUGGUCCCAUAAUGAGUGAAUCAGAUCCAUAUAGGUCUGCAUAUCUGAAACAGAAGAUUAGUAAUGACUACUGGGCAAGGGACUUCCAUAACUAUACUAUGAUAUGGAGACCAGAUGGAAUUACUCUUCUUGUGGACGGAGAACAAUACGGAGAAGUGACGCCAGGGGAGGGAUUUUUUGCAGAGGGAAAUAAUAACGUGACAGCGGCGCCGCAGUGGAGGAAGGGUACUGUAAUGGCACCGUUUGAUGAACUGUUCUACAUCUCGCUGGGUCUUAGUGUUGGAGGUAUACAUGAGUUUCCAGACGCUCUUAACAAACCUUGGACCAACGGAUCCCCGAAAGCAAUGCUCAAGUUUUGGAACUGCCGUGACCAAUGGCUGCAUACGUGGAACUCCGAAUUUAAUACUCUUAAAGUAGACUAUGUUAGAGUGUUCGCGCUUUAAAAGAUUUAUCAGAGACCUGAGUUUUCGCGUCACUACUAAAUAAAUUGAAAGAUUAGUCAAAGAAAAAUUAAUUAAAUGUUUAUAAAUAAAAA